Molecule: messenger RNA, 312 nt
Organism: Adineta ricciae
Lineage: Eukaryota; Metazoa; Rotifera; Eurotatoria; Adinetida; Adinetidae
Source: the annotation of a GenBank genome assembly
AUGACAUCUGCUAUGUCGAAUGAAACCAUACGUCGUUCACUGGUUAAACGACAAUUUAUGAAAUGGAAUAUAGGCGGUCAUGAAACGAAUCCUUCAAUUACUGGCUCCAACAAUAAAGUCUUUUUGCCUGUAACUGAAGAUAUCAAAGAACAGGAAACAUUGCUACGCAGAGCUGGCGAUCAAGUCGGUAAAAUAUUGGAGGGCGGUACUAGUGUAGUACUUGCUCCUGCAAAAUGGCUAAGCCAUAUGCAAGAAAAUUGGUAUGCAUUGCUCAUUGCUUUGUUUUUGAAACCGAUCCUUUGUGGAAAUUGA